Messenger RNA from Calliphora vicina (urban bluebottle blowfly), 603 nucleotides. RefSeq lists its product as uncharacterized. The record is from RefSeq and is a predicted model, not a curated record. Lineage: Eukaryota; Metazoa; Arthropoda; Insecta; Diptera; Calliphoridae. The transcript is spliced from 2 exons. The coding region runs from base 1 to 603 and encodes 200 amino acids.
AUGUUUCACAAAAUAUUAAAGCUAACUUUGGUGGUCAUGUGUUUGGCAGUGGCAGCAGCUCAAUACCAAUAUCAAGGGCAAGCUGGUCAGGCCGGCUAUUAUCCGGGGCAAACUGGUCAAUAUAGACCAUCUGCUACUGGUCAAGCUGGAUAUUACCCCGGACAAACUGGUCAAUAUAGUGGUCAAACUAGACCUUCUGCUGCUGGCCAAACUGCCUACUACCCCGGACAAACUGGUCAAUCCAGACCCUAUCAACCCACUUCCCAAUACCCACAAACUUCCUACCAACCCUCAUCUGCUGGCUCAGCUCAACGACCUGCUGCCGCUACAAUUGGCUCACCCGACAAUCGCAUCUUAGGUUUACUUGGUGGCGGCAAUAGAGGAGGUGGUCUCUUUGGUGGUCUAUUGGGAGGCGGCGGCGGUGGUGGUGGUUUAUUGGGCAAUCUUUUUGGUCUUGGUGGUGGCAACAGAAACCCAGUUGCUCCCGCCUAUCCUGUACCUGCACCUAGCUAUGGCGGUUAUCCUGGUGGUUUUGGCGGUGGCUACCCCGGUGGAUUUGGUGGUUAUCCUGCUUAUGGCGGUGCUGGUGGUUACUAUGGUUAA